Messenger RNA from Clupea harengus (Atlantic herring), 1807 nucleotides. Its product is annotated as sialidase-3. Gene Ontology annotation, cellular component: intracellular membrane-bounded organelle; cytoplasm; membrane. Gene Ontology annotation, molecular function: exo-alpha-sialidase activity. Gene Ontology annotation, biological process: ganglioside catabolic process; oligosaccharide catabolic process. The record is from RefSeq and is a predicted model, not a curated record. NCBI's taxonomy places the organism in Eukaryota, Metazoa, Chordata, Actinopteri, Clupeiformes, Clupeidae.
GCAAGUGGUGUCAACGAUUUUAGAUGUGCUUGAAUUGAGACAGCAGUCGCUGCUAAGAUGUACUUGACUACACUGAGAAAAUGCAUGCCAACCAGCGUGCAAUGGCUUGCGCGUACAUUUUGAGACCAACUCAAGACGACUGUGUGAUGAAUAGAGAGGAUCACAUAACUUCAGUCACAUGAUAUGUUUUCUGCGAGGUUGUGGAACAGCGACGGAUCAAUGGGCAACAGCACAUCAGGGCACAGGUCUUGGAGGGGGGACCCCGUGGGAAAGACAGUUGUGUUUAAACGGAAUGAGCCACCAGGAAUAACAUAUAGGAUCCCAGCUCUUAUUUACAUCAGCGAAAAACAGACAUUUUUGGCAUUUGCAGAGAAGCGCACCUCCUCCUGUGACCAUGAUGCAAAGCUUCUCGUUAUGAGAAGAGGUACACUGGACAACACAACUAUUGAGUGGUUACCUAUCCAGGACUUGAAGACCGCAUGCCUUCCGGAGCACCGCACCAUGAACCCAUGUCCUGUUUUCGAAAAGAACACACAGUCUCUGUUUUUAUUUUUCAUCUGUGUCUUGAAGAAAACCACAGAGCACCAUCAGAUAUGCACGGGCAAGAACAGGGCUCGCCUCUGUUAUGUCACCAGCUCUGAUUACGGCCAGAGUUGGAGUGAUGUGAAAGACCUGACGGAGAGUGUGAUUGGGAAGAGCAUUCGAAAAUGGGCGACCUUUGCAGUCGGACCAGGGCAUGGCAUUCAAACAAAGAGCGGAAGGCUCAUCAUUCCAGCUUACGUGUUUUACAUUCAUCACAAAUGUUUCUGUUAUCCUCUGCCAUGCUCAGUCCAGCCUUAUGCGUUGUCAUUCUACAGCGAUGAUUGUGGUAAGACGUGGCAGGUAGGAACAAGAAUGCAGAUGAAGUCAUGUGAGUGUGAAAUGGCUGAAGUCAUGGACCAUGAAGGUAGAAGUUAUUUGUAUUGCAAUGCCCGUAACACCAGUGGCCACAGAGUAGAGGCUAUAAGUGAGGACAAUGGUGUAGACUUUACUCGGGCCCAUCUUGCACGCAACCUAGUGGAGCAGCCUCAUGGAUGUCAAGGUAGUGUAGUUGCUUUUAAAGUACCAACAUAUGUGUCGGAGGUGAGCGGUGAGGGGAUGUGGUUGUUGUACACUCACCCGACUGAUAGGAGAAAAAGAAGGGAUCUUGGUGUUUACUUGAACCGUUCUCCUCUGCGUACGUCCAAGUGGGAGGAGCCCUGGAUCAUUCAUCAGGGCCCCAGUGGUUACACAGAUUUGGCUUACUGUGAGGACAAAGAUGUAUUCGCCUGUCUCAUGGAAUGUGGUGAGGAGAGUGAACUUGAGGAGAUUGCCUGUUGCCUGUUUGAUCUCAGAAAUAUCAUGGAAACCUGAGAAAUAUUUCUUUUUUUUUUACAUUUUCUACUGAUAUAAAGUCUUCCCUGCAAGAAUGGCAAAGGUUCAGAAAUGAUCACUCUGGAAGGGAAGAUAUUAUAACACUGUUAGUUUAACACUGUUAUAUAGCCUGUUGUUAUUCAAAUAUGCACAGAUUUUUUUUAAUGGAGUUCAAAUGAGAGUUAUGUCUGCUGUUAACUUACUGGAUUUAGAUUCAGUGAAAUCUAAAUGUAAAUAUUAGUACACACUUGGAAACACACCUCUUGCAUUCCUUCGCAUAUGAUUUAUCUGUGAAAGAAUCUAAUAAGGUGUUAUUUUUCACUUUGCUUGUAGCGCCAACAAUUAGGUUAUCCAAUGAUGAAAUGCCUUAUGUUAUGCCUUGAUGAAAUAAAGAAUACUAAAUAGUCUUUGUUAA